Molecule: messenger RNA, 631 nt
Organism: Rubroshorea leprosula
Lineage: Eukaryota; Viridiplantae; Streptophyta; Magnoliopsida; Malvales; Dipterocarpaceae
Source: the annotation of a GenBank genome assembly
CCCAAUGAAAGUUGCAAUUUCAUCCUUUUAUUUUCUUUCUCUCUCUAUCCCUCCAUCAACACUGGAUCUGGACAUUUUCCCUUCCAAUUUCUCUUUUUUAUUGGGUUGUUGUUGGGUCAAUUAGGGAUGGCAAUUUGCCCCGAUCCCCGUGAGGUCCCGUCCCCACCAUUUGCGGGGACGGGGACGGGGACGGGGACAGGGACGAACUCCCCGGCCCCGCGGGGCCCCGUUGACAUCCCUAGGGUUCCCACUUGCUCAGUUUCAUGCUCUGUGCCAGUGAAACGGACAAUGAUGAAGAAGAGGAAGAUGAGGCUACAAAUGAUUAAGACGAGGAUGGAAGUGAGGAGGAAGAUGGAUCUAGUAAGGAUGGUGAACAACAAGAAGGAGAAAGGAAAGGAGAGAGAGAAAGAAAGGGUUGUGCUAGGUGCGUUUGGAGUUAACAAAAAGUAAUGGAUCAAGAGUGAGUGUGUGUAAUGGACAAUAAUGUAUGUAUCAUUGUCCUUUCAAAAAAUGACUUAGCACAGGUUAUGUUUGGUAUUGUUGUGCCUCUCCUUAUUCAAAUUUCUAAUUAUGAUAAGAGAAAAGUGUAUUGGUUUUGAUUCUUAAAAAUAAAUAAAAUUUUAAUUUUAAA